Nicrophorus vespilloides is the source of this 315-nucleotide messenger RNA. RefSeq names its product cytochrome c-like. Gene Ontology annotation, biological process: mitochondrial electron transport, ubiquinol to cytochrome c; mitochondrial electron transport, cytochrome c to oxygen. The transcript has a single exon. Gene Ontology annotation, cellular component: mitochondrial intermembrane space. Gene Ontology annotation, molecular function: electron transfer activity; heme binding. The record is from RefSeq and is a predicted model, not a curated record. The coding region runs from base 1 to 315 and encodes 104 amino acids. NCBI's taxonomy places the organism in Eukaryota, Metazoa, Arthropoda, Insecta, Coleoptera, Silphidae.
AUGGCAGAUCUCGAAAACGGAAAGAAGGUGUUUAUAAAAGUGUGCAAUCAGUGCCACACAAUAGACGCGGGUGGAAAGAAUAGGGUUGGACCGAAUUUGCACGGAAUCUUCGGUAGAAAGACGGGAAUGACGCCUGGUUUCUCGUACACCGAUGCCAACAAGAACAAGGGAAUCACCUGGACGAAGGAGACGAUGAACGAGUACCUUGAGAAUCCGAAGAAGUACAUUCCCGGUACGAAGAUGCUUUUCGCAGGAUUGAAGAAAGCCAAGGACAGGGAAGACUUGAUUGCUUACUUGAUGGAGGCCACUAAAUAA